UAUCUUUCAACCCCCUCCACGAAAUUUUACGGACUAGAACCUAGAACUGGACGGUAUAGACUGGUAUGGAGCAUAAAUAAGAGAGCCUGGAACAAGCGCACGGAGCACGGUUCUGGCUCGAAUGGAACGUGCGAAAAACUCUGCGAUGAGUGAUUCUAUCCUGAUCUCCUAUUUAAAUAUUUCCGCUGUGUGACGUACUCGGUGAUGCGACGCACGUAGCCCGUACGCGUGUACGAGACGAGUCGAUGGGAGAGGGAGGCUCCGUCGGUCUCUCGUGUACGUGUAAUUGAUCCUGAUCGACUAGCUAUACGUGCGCGUAUCGUGAAGCAGAAUCGAAGGCACCGAGGUAAACACCCUGAGAGUUUGAACACCUUCGUCGAAAGUCGGAACGUGAGGAACCGGCUGAUAAAAAGGAGACCGGGGGUUUCUCAAUGGCUGGCAAGGUUAAUACGAUUGGAUGAUUGGCUCGAUUAGCAAAUUGGCUGCCGACGCGUAGGACAUUGGGAUAAAUGAGGAUAUGUCUAUGCUGGGAACAUGCCACCACCGCACCGCAUCGCGGCAAAUUGAUGGGAAGGGAUCGACCGACGGCCCCGACGUCGUCGCUGAUAUAUUAUGAAACAUGGUCAUGGUUUUCGAUGGUACACCGGGCUUACGUGCGCGUGUCACCCCCUAACGAUUAACGCGAUACCUUCCCGCCCGUCUAAAAAAUGGAAUUGGAGCAACGAGUCGCCGUUGCUCUCGGAAUCAGUGACGAGGUGACGACCACGACCACGAGUACCACGGACACGCACGAGGACGAAGCGAAUCGAGCGAUCAUGGCUAAAAGCGCCGAGAGGAUUCCUGGUACCUCGACGAGGCUCAGGAGCAGGGACGACGGCUGCUGCUCCGUUAAUUUUCUCAAAUACGUUCUACACAUCUACAACGUCGUCUUGUUCUUGUCUGGACUGGUGGUAGGCGGGAUCGGUAUCUGGACGGUAAUUUCAAAGCACGGCUAUGUGUCCCUGAUGCCGACCUCGACGUACCCGAUGCUAGCGUAUGCUUUGAUCGUCGCAGGUGCUUUGGCCGUGGUCGGUAGCUGGCUGGGAUGCGGCGGUGUGACUUCUGAAAAUAGAUGCGUUCUUCUCAUAUACGUAUUCGUAGUGAUGCUGGUAUUCGUCCUGGAAGUCGGAGUCGGCGCCUUGGCGCGGCUCUACGAGGAACAGGUCGGUCCCGAAUUGAAAAUGAAUCUUAAUCGAACCUUCCUCGACAAUUAUUCCGUGAGGAGCAGGGAAACUUCAGCCAUCGAUCAGAUGCAGACAGAGUUCAAAUGCUGCGGAGCGUUGAGAUUCGAAGACUGGCUGGUCAGCGAGUGGCACAAGGACGAAAAGGUUCUCAGGAACGGAAGUCUCGUUCCCGACAGCUGCUGCAAGACGCCUACGGUCCUCUGCGGCAGAAGGGACCAUCCCUCGAACAUCCAUUACACGGGUUGCAUCUACAAAUUUCUGGAGACCACGAAGGAUCACCUGAUAAUCUUGGGUGCGGUAGGCCUGGGACUCUCCGUUCUCGAGCUUUUCGGCAUAGUGCUCGGCUCGUGCUUGUACAUAAAGCUGAGGCAUCACUUUGACGACUGAGAAUCUGUGCGACCAAGCGAGAGGAACGGCCGCUCCUGGUGCAGGUACAUGCCGAAGGGUACCGGAGCCGUCCGAGCGUCGAUUUGGGAGGAAGCGGACCGAGAUGGCCAAAGACCUCCGGACGUUGGUCGUUCGCCGUGUCCUUAGCCCCGUAAAAUGGAACUCGCAGAGACUCCUGUCCGGUUCUUUCCCUCGCGGCAGGUGGGCCUGCGAAGAGAACUCGAAAGGGAAAAGAAACGGAAAAGGUGAAUUCGAACCGUCGCAAUAAUUUUCUCGGCAUUAUUCGACGAGAGUCAAUGUCCAAAGUCGGUCUCAAAGCGAGAAGAACGGUAGCUCGCGUUCGUUGACUGACGUCUCUUUCCGACUGUCUCCUUUGAUCGUUCGAGGAGAAAACAGACCCCCCUCGACGAUACCUCGUCCCUCUCGAGACAGAGCGAACAUCUCGAUCGGUCUUGCACUGCCUCGUGCUCCACCUUUGAAACCAUGACGAUUUUGGAUUGGACUAAACGUUUCAACGCUAUUGAUGCGCGGGACGUCCUUCCACGGACAUCGACGAUCCAAACUUUUUUACACGACGCUGUCUCUCUCUCCGCGGAAAACGAUCGACGCGCGACAGCUCGUACGAAUCACGCGCUGUCUCUCUUCGUACACUGCCGCAACAGACGCGUAAGGACGCGUUUUUACGUAUGCGUAGACGCGUACACACGGGUCACGCGUAUCUCUUGGAUAGACAGCAGAAUCGCGAUCGAAACGGCGCUAUUUCUUUGGGGCCAAUCCCGAUUUCUCGAUCGAACGGUCCACCGUGUCACGUCCAGUACUAAAAAAAAGAACCGAACGGUCGAGACGUAAGCUGUAAACGUAACAGAACUGCGAAACAGUGCCUUCACGAAUUAGGAUUAAGUUCGAAGAAAUAUUUUCAAUUCUAUCGCAUGAUCGAGCAGGGAAGGCCGUUGGCGUUAGAAGCAUCGUAUGUGACUACCGUAUUUCUACCAUGUACGUAUUUAUGAUGAAAGUGGAGGAAUCGGAUGGCGCGUCGCACUCGUCUGAUUUCGUCUACCUUGUAUACUUUAUUUAUUACACGAUGACGCAACGAUCCUUUGUUGGCCGUUUCACCUGGACAUUUUUUCGAUUUAUCCGCGUGCUCGAGACUCGCGUCUCGGGACAAGAACGUACACGAAUAUACACAUGUAUACGUAUUUUACUAUUGCAUCCACGAUCGUGCCGUACGUUAUUUUAUUCUCAAUGUUAUCGUCUUCGUUACGUGCGCGUACCGUCUGUUAGAAUUUAGAACUUUAUAAAUACUGUACAUAUAUAUACACAUAUAUCGCAUACUUUAUUCUGUUACAAAUAAAUAUGAAAAACAUA
This is a messenger RNA of Ceratina calcarata, 2975 nucleotides long. RefSeq names its product CD151 antigen. NCBI's taxonomy places the organism in Eukaryota, Metazoa, Arthropoda, Insecta, Hymenoptera, Apidae. Gene Ontology annotation, cellular component: plasma membrane. The transcript has 6 exons. The coding region runs from base 708 to 1610 and encodes 300 amino acids. The record is from RefSeq and is a predicted model, not a curated record.